AAGGAUAGGGAUUGAUGAUUAAAACACUUUUGUUCUCGUUCGAAUAGAACAUGGCGGUGCUAAGCAGGACGUGCUGAAGCUUAAAAUUUUUGCAGUAACGAAUUGCAAUAUUUAAUAGCAAUAUUUACAGGAUCAAAUAGUCGCAGUGUGAGAUAUCACAAAGAAAUAUAAGUGUUUUGUUGAAUCCUAGGUAUUAAGAACUUUUUAACGAAAUUGCAAUGAAAAUUAUUACUUCACUGGUGGUGUAAAAAUAAUUGUGACAAAUAUAGCACAUUAUUUCAGAAAGCCGUGGCGGCGAUGGCUACACUCAUCCAAGAGAAUGGUAUUAAAGAGUUGAGACAAGCUACCCAUGGUGUAGUAACAAGUCAUGGCAUGUCCACCCACACACACACUGUACCUAGUCACAUGGUGCCCGACCAUGAAUACUGUGAAGCGGGCAAGCCAGAGCAGGUCCCCCAGCAGUGCCUUGAGGCCGGGGACGCGAGCGCACAGCAACCUGCCCCACAAGAGGAAGAAGAAGAGACCCCCGAAAUAGACAUAAUGAUAAACAAUGUUGUGUGUAGUUUUAGUGUUAAGUGCCACCUGAACUUGAGACAGAUCGCUUUGAACGGUGUGAAUGUGGAAUUCCGACGCGAGAACGGUAUGGUAACGAUGAAAUUGCGUCGUCCUUACACGACCGCCUCGAUCUGGUCGUCGGGUCGCGUGACCUGCACAGGCGCCACGAGCGAGGACCAGGCCAAGAUUGCAGCGAGACGAUACGCGCGUGCGUUGCAAAAGCUUGGCUUUCAAGUGCGCUUUAGGAACUUCCGUGUAGUCAAUGUAUUGGGCACGUGUAGGAUGCCCUUCGGAAUAAGGAUUAUAUCAUUUUCCAAGAAAUAUAAAGAGGCAGACUACGAACCAGAGCUUCACCCCGGCGUUACGUAUAAGCUGUAUAAUCCUAAGGCCACACUCAAGAUAUUUUCUACGGGUGGUGUCACAAUUACAGCCCGGAGCGUGAGCGACGUGCAGUCGGCGGUGGAGCGCAUCUUCCCGCUGGUGUACGAGUUCCGCAAGCCGCGCACGGCGGCGGACGAGGAGCUGCUGCGGCAGAAGCGCGCGGCGCGCAACCGGCCCGCGCUGGCCGCGCUCGCGCCGCCCGCCGUGCAGCCGCAGCGCCAGAAGGCCAAGGACGAGUUCCUGCUCGUCACGCUGUCGGACGACGAGGACAACGACGCCUGGCAGUGACGCGCCCCCCCACCCCCACCCCCGCCCCUCGCGCCGACCCUCCCCCCGGACACUAGUUUGGCAUCGAGCGAUACCUGUCGGUUGUCAGUGCGAUCGCGUGUGAAUUGUCGGCGAGCUCCUAUCGGUUCAUGCCAAAGAUAUUUAUUAGAGGAGGUGCUUGCGCUUGUCGAUUGAGCGCCUCGCGGCGACUCGCGCUUCUCUUCGGUUCCCCGCGAUGACCGUCGCGUUCUCCUAUCGCGUGAUCCGUUUGCGAAACCAAAUUAUCGUUAAUAAUAAGCGUUGAGAAUAAAUCUCGAUAUCGAUACUCAGUCUUGUUUUCAUUUGCAGUUAUGAUUGAUGAUUUGUAGUGAUAAUAGUGUUCACAAUAAUUGUUCUUAAGAAAGUGAUGACUGAAUGAUUACUUAGAUAUUAGUGAUUGUAAAUACGAAGCUUAGACAUUAUACGUUUCAAUAAAA
Messenger RNA from Colias croceus (clouded yellow), 1679 nucleotides. RefSeq names its product TATA box-binding protein-like 1 (gene Trf2). Lineage: Eukaryota; Metazoa; Arthropoda; Insecta; Lepidoptera; Pieridae. The coding region runs from base 298 to 1224 and encodes 308 amino acids. Gene Ontology annotation, molecular function: general transcription initiation factor activity; DNA binding. The record is from RefSeq and is a predicted model, not a curated record. Gene Ontology annotation, biological process: DNA-templated transcription initiation. The transcript has 4 exons.